AUGAACGGAUUAUUAUACUUCAUUCAACGUUACCUACUGCUGCAGCUUCAUAGACUAAGUAAAUGGAACACAAGACUAGUACAAGUUCAACAUCCGAAAGAACUCGCUGAAAUUGGCGAUGAAAUCAAUGAUAAAUUUCCUUAUCACUUUGACAAUAUAUCAUAUUCAGAACAGUUUUACUUUGUGAAAAAUGUUACAAAACACAACCCUAGUCGGAAUUGUGCAGAUUCCAAAAUGAAAUUUAAUCCUAAGCGUGAAAAAAGGCGUUUCUUCUACUAUGCUACACCUGUAUUAAUCUUGGCCUAUUUAAUCUACUGGAGAAAAAGCUAAAUUUAUGACGUUACAAACUGAAUGAACUCCAUAGAUUUUUAUUGUUCAAAUAUGCCUUCAGAGAAUAGAUUUCCACUCUUAUCAAUAAUCAACAAAGAAACCCGAUCAGGGAUAGAAAAUAAUAAAACUUCCUUGAUUAUGGGAUUUGAAUUUUAAUGCAAAGUUUCCCCAUGGACAACAUCACAUUCGUUCUGCUAGCCUGAGAAACUGAGAAGUCCCACAUCCAUCGUUUGCAGACUUUACAGACUUCACUAUCUGGAGAGAUAAUCAAUUGAUGACAACAAAGGAACAUGGUAUUCUGGAGAAAGAAGAGUCGUCCAUCAUCAAAUGAUUACACUGAACUCCGGUUACUGUUGAAAGAAAAAACAACUUGUGAAGAACAUACAAAAGCGAAUGUAAACUCUGUGUAUA
Molecule: messenger RNA, 741 nt
Organism: Trichobilharzia szidati
Lineage: Eukaryota; Metazoa; Platyhelminthes; Trematoda; Strigeidida; Schistosomatidae
Source: the annotation of a GenBank genome assembly